AUGCCAAGUGACAUUGGAGUAUCUGGUCGCGCACUAGACACGCUGGGAUUUGUGUCACAGUCGCCGAAAACUGCAGAUGAAUCCUCCGGACCAACUUUACGCGCGGACGAGUUGAGGCGGUGGAGGCGCGGGAUCGAGGAGAGCCACCGGGAGCGGUGCGCAGAGCUGGCGGCGCCUUGGCUGGAAAACACGCAGCAAGCUCCUGAGGAUAAUGCAACCGUGUUGCAACUCCGUGCUCGGCCUUUUUCCCCGGGAGCCUCCCAGGGCCCGGUGUUCCCUGGAAAAUCUCUCUUCAGCUUUGUGCGACGGGUUUACCACUGCUGUCAGGAAGGACUAAACUGCAGAAGCGUCAAAGGGAUUCAAGGUCGCUUGAGGGGAGAUACAGAUGUGGAGUUUCUCUUCACCAGGGACAUUUUAUCAUUGACAGUUACGAGAGCUGAGCUCCACCUUCAGCUUUCCAACCCACAGCACCUGGACAUCCAUCCUGUGCUUCCAUCCAUGGCAAAGCGCAGCCUUCCUACAAGGUACAGUUUAUCUUCAUGGGGCAACAUGGUGGAGCUGAGAGUGGAUCUGCUGUUCCUUUUCCAGAGCCUGCAGGAGACGGCAGGUGGUGCAGGAGGGGGUCCCAGCUUGGUGAACAUGCGGCGGAUGGUGUUUUCUUCUAGGGGGGAUCCGCCAGCUCCUCAUGCUCUGCAGGAUACUGAUGGUGAUGUGUGGGGGGAUGGGGUUGCCAGCACCUUGCCUGCGCUGGAGCUGGGCUUGGUCCUGGGCUGCAGUCAGGGUGGAGUAGGGGUGUCCUGUGGAGGUGGUGGUGUCCACCUCUCUCACACACCUUUCAUGGCUCUGUACUACAGAUGAAGUCAGACUGAGACUGGACUGUGUUCUGCAUGGAAAGAGACAAACAAGGAAAUGAUGCACUUCAAUAUCAAAUCUAUUAAUUUAUAAAUGUUGUUUUUCACAAAAUAUAUAUAUAUAUAUAAUUGUAAAUAGUGAAUAUGAUAUACUGUAAGUUUAUGGAGUCAUUCUUUGGUUAUUAAAACUCAA
Toxotes jaculatrix (banded archerfish) is the source of this 1044-nucleotide messenger RNA. RefSeq lists its product as uncharacterized. The coding region runs from base 1 to 858 and encodes 285 amino acids. NCBI's taxonomy places the organism in Eukaryota, Metazoa, Chordata, Actinopteri, Toxotidae. The transcript is spliced from 3 exons. The record is from RefSeq and is a predicted model, not a curated record.